Priapulus caudatus is the source of this 1279-nucleotide messenger RNA. Its product is annotated as cysteine and histidine-rich domain-containing protein 1-like. Lineage: Eukaryota; Metazoa; Priapulida; Priapulimorpha; Priapulimorphida; Priapulidae. The record is from RefSeq and is a predicted model, not a curated record.
UCGUUCUCGUGCGUUCUCAGUUCAUUGCGUGAUUCUUCGUCUGAGUCCAUCACUAACUUCAUCUGUGCAGCUGCUGUGAUGACGUCUGCUCCAGCUUCAGACGAAGCCAACUGGCUUCAGUGUUACAACAAAGGAUGCGGAUGCAAGUUUGACCCAACAACAAACAGUGAGAAGUCAUGCAAGCACCACCCUGGCUUGCCCGUCUUCCACGACGCUUACAAGGGUUGGGGAUGCUGCAACAAGAAAGUCACUGACUUUACAGAGUUCCUCAACAUUCCGGGGUGCACGAAUGAUUUCCAUAGCAACAUCAAACCUGUGGAGCCGGGAAAGCAGCAGACGGAUGCCGGCGACAAAGAUGAGGUCAUUGUGUCGGAGUGUCCGAAGCCGCUGACGCGACUGCAGCCCCCGCCUGAGGACGAACCGAUGCAGCGCCUCCCGGUGACGGUCGCCGCUACGCUGAAGAGCGCCCUCUCCAGGGAUCUAGAGGAACUAAGCAUCGCGAAAGAAGGCGGCGGCGACAAAGAAAACGUCGACACUGCGAAGGUUGUCGUGGGAACCAGCUGCAAGAACAACACCUGCCACGCGACCUACUCCGGAAUGUACAGCAGCACAAGAUACGUGUGUCUUCAUCCAGGUGUGCCCAUUUUUCACGAGGGCAUGAAGUACUGGAGCUGUUGCCAGCGCAAGACCUCCGACUUUGACAACUUUCUCAAGCAGGAGGGCUGCGACCUCGGCUCACACGUCUGGGUGAAGAAGCAGGGUGCGUCGACGCAGACGGCGGUCGCGUGCCGCUACGACUGGCACCAGACGGCGCACAUCGUCGUGCUGACGAUCUACUCUAAGGUGGCGGACCCGGAGUCCAGCUACGUCGAGGCGAAUCGCACGUGCGCCACCGUGCAUGUCACGUUCGACCGUGGCGGCAGCGUGUUCGAGAAGAGCAUGCGUCUCGGAGGGAUCAUAGACAACACCAGCAGCACCGUUACCAUGACAGCAACGAAGGUCGAGGUGAAGCUGCGGAAGGCCGAGCCGUUCCCAUGGCAAUAUCUGGAUCUGCCGCGCGUCGCCGACAGUGGCGCCAACUAGUAGAGGGUGCUGGGGCAAACAGCGUGCGCCACUGGAGUGACCUGUAGUGACCUACUAGUUGCACGUGUUUGUCCUGAUUGGAGUAAUCUUGUCAACGCACAGCGAUAUGCUAAAGGAUGUGAAUGAUCGUAUGAGAGAGAGAGAGGGAGAGUGUGUGUGUGUGUGUGUGUGUGAGAGAGAGAGAGAGAGAGAGAGA